AUGGCGCGGGAAGCGGCUAGAGAUGAGGAAAAAGUUGCUGCUAUUGCAGCAAUAUUAGCAGCUACUGAGAGACGUGAUGCAGAGGCUGAGAGACAAAGAGAAAUAGCCUACCUGUUUCCCAAAACUAAAACUAAAAGAUUUGUUGUUGGGCUUGGAGGUCUAAAUCCCUCGCCUUUUGUUUCUUCUCUUCGAAGUCUGAUACUCUGCAGACACUCGGUCUUAGAAAUUUCACAAAACCAGCACGAUUUCACAGUCAAUUACCUCAUAAAAUCAUGCGGGUUGUCUCCGGAAGGUGCAAUUGCAGCAUCCAAGCGGGUCAAGUUGCGAUCCCCCGAAAGAGCAGACUCUGUUCUGUCAUUUCUCAGAAGCCAUGGAUUCUCUGCAACCCAGAUCUCCAAGCUCAUCAGAUCACGCCCGCAACUUCUCAUGGGCUAUCCGGAAAAAACACUUUCGCCAAAGCUUGAGUUUUUCAUGUCUGUUGGAAUUUCAAGGGAGGAGCUUGCAAAAACUAUUGCUUCCGUUCCUGGUCUUUUGGAUGUGAACUUGCAGAAGCGGAUAAAACCCACUUGCCUUUUCCUUGGGAAUCUGCUUUCUGGGAAAAAAAUUGUUGCUUUUUUGAAGAACGGCUCGCGGAUUUUUUUGGAAGGCCAUUCGAAGAAUCUGGCGCCGAAUAUUGGGAUUUUGAGAGAACUAGCUAUGCCCCAAUCAUGUAUUUCUCUGUUGCUAGCUCAUUUUCCUAGAUCUUUAAUACGAAAUCCUGAGAAUUUCGGCAAAGUUGUGGAUGAGGUUAAGCAAAUGGGCUUUAAUCUGGAAAAAUCAACGUCUGUCAUGGCAAUAAAUACUUUGUGUAGUAAGUCCAUAUGGAAUCAUAGUUGUGAAUCUUAUAAGAGGUGGGGUUGGUCAAAGGACGAUGUUCUCUCUGCUUUCAAGCGGUUCCCACAUUGUAUGACCAAGUCGGAGAAGAAAAUGAUGCAGGUAAUGGAAUUUCUAGUGAACAAAAUGGGAUGGCCGGCACGAGUUAUUGCCAAAUGCCCAGUUUGAAGAAGCGAAUAAUCCCAAUUCCCAAGGUGUUCGGUUGUUAAAGUUUUGAUGUUGAAAGGAUUGAUAAAGGAAAUUGAAUAUGUGAGUUUGUAUUCUGUAAUCCUCCCUGCAGAGAAAUUCUUCUUGGCGAAGUUUGUGGCCGGAUAUAUAGAUGAAGUACCUCGGUUAUUGAGUGUGUAUCAAGGAAAAGUUGAAGUUGUGAUGUAGUAUCGUAGAUGCAGCACUGCUCAUUGACAUUGGUAGCAUCUAGCUUUUGGCUCAGUAUAUUUUCCUAGAGAUGAAUUCAAUUGGUAGUCAUGGAUGAAGAAAGAUGAAAUUCAUUUUUUCGUCUUCCCGUUCCACUGUCUAGUGUUUUUGUUAUACGGAUACUCUCUUAUUUGAAAUUAACUUGAGAUUUGACCUGCUCUGCUCUCUGUGAUUGUGGUGCAUUCAACUAUAUGAUCAAUGGUCCUUGACCUUGUUCAUCCUGGAAUUGCCUUCGGUAGAAUGCACACCUAUGUUACUUCUUUGGUUUCAAUUUAAUCUACUAUCGAUAUGAAGGAAUGACAAAACUUUUGUCUGAUAUAUCAAAUUUUAAGAUGUGUAAGAUAUCAGUGUCUGAUAUAUCAACUUUUGUCUGCGACUUUAUCCCUGUUCUGCUAUGCUAGUUGUUAUCCACAAGUAGCUAGCCUUAUUUUCAGUGACAAUGGUUGGGUGGUUAGUACUAUUCUGCAUUGUGAUUCCCUUGUGUUAGCCUACUUUGCAAGGCCAUAGGGAUCUUAUUAUGAUCAAUAUUGUAUCCACACUGUUUUGUUUGCACCGUC
Messenger RNA from Pyrus x bretschneideri (Chinese white pear), 1844 nucleotides. RefSeq lists its product as uncharacterized. The record is from RefSeq and is a predicted model, not a curated record. NCBI's taxonomy places the organism in Eukaryota, Viridiplantae, Streptophyta, Magnoliopsida, Rosales, Rosaceae. Gene Ontology annotation, molecular function: double-stranded DNA binding. Gene Ontology annotation, biological process: chloroplast organization; regulation of DNA-templated transcription. Gene Ontology annotation, cellular component: chloroplast. The transcript has 2 exons. The coding region runs from base 1 to 1041 and encodes 346 amino acids.